AUGUGCGCUGCGGCCAAGCACAGCCCGCGGGGCCCGGCGCUCAUCCCCCGCAUGAAGACCAAGCACCGCGCCUACUACAUCGCCCUCUUCUCGGUGGUGCUGCUGGGGCUGCUGGCCACCGGCGUCUUCCAGUUCUGGCCGCACUCGCUGGAGCCGGCGGGCGAGCGGGCGGCGGGGCGCGGCGUGCGCCAGGCGCCCCUGGUGCGGCUGCCGGCCCGCGCGCCCCUGCCCGAGCGCGGCGACCCCGGCUGCAGGAUGCACACCUGCUUCGACGUCUACCGCUGCGGCUUCAACCCCAAGAGCAAGGUGAAGGUCUACAUCUACGGGCUGAAGCGCUACGUGGACGAGCGGGGGGCGGCGGUCAGCGGCCCCAUCUCCCGCGAGUACAGCCAGCUGCUGGCCGCCAUCGCCGACAGCGACUUCUACACCGAGGACGCCGGCAGGGCCUGCCUCUUCGUGCCCUCCAUAGACCUGCUCAACCAGAACUCCCUCCGCAUCAAGGAGACGGCGCAGGCUCUGGCGCAGCUCUCCAGGUGGGACCGAGGCACCAACCACCUGCUCUUCAACAUGCUGCCUGGAGGGCCUCCGGACUACAACACUGCCCUGGAUGUCCCCAGGGACAGGGCUCUGCUUGCAGGGGGAGGCUUCUCCACGUGGACCUACCGGCAGGGCUACGACGUCAGCAUCCCGGUGUACAGCCCCCUGGCUGGGGAGGUGGAGCUGCCAGAGAGACCCCCAGGUCCCCGCAGGUACCUGCUGCUGUCGUCGCAGCCGGCGCUGCACCCCGAGUACCGCGCCGAGCUGGAGGCGCUGCAGGCCCAGGCCCAGGGCAAGCUCCUGCUGCUGGACAGGUGCUCAAACCUCUCCCAGGGGGUGCCUGCCGCCCGCAAGCGCUGCCACAAGGACCGGCUCUAUGACUACCCUCAGGUCCUGCAGGAGUCCACCUUCUGCGUGGUGCUGCGUGGGGCCCGCCUGGGGCAGGCCGUGCUGAGCGACGUGCUGCAGGCUGGCUGUGUGCCUGUCAUCAUUGCUGACUCCUACAUCCUGCCCUUCUCUGAGGUUCUGGACUGGAAGAGGGCUUCUGUUGUCAUCCCUGAGGAGAAGAUGCAUGAGAUGUACAGCAUCCUGCAGAGUGUGCCUCAGAGACAGGUUGAGGAGAUGCAGAGGCAGGCCAGGUGGUUCUGGGAGGCCUAUUUCAGCUCGAUGAAGGCCAUCGCGCUCACCACCCUCCAGAUCAUCAACGACAGGAUUUACCCCUAUGCUGCCAUCUCCUAUGAGGAGUGGAAUGAUCCCCCAGCUGUGAAAUGGAGCAGUGUGAGCAACCCCCUCUUCCUUCCCCUGAUCCCACCUCAGUCCCAGGGUUUCACAGCCAUAGUCCUGACCUAUGACCGUGUGGAGAGCCUGUUCCGAGUCAUCACCGAGGUGUCCAAGGUGCCCAGCCUGUCCAAGCUCCUCGUGGUGUGGAACAACCAGAACAAGAACCCACCAGAAGAGUCCCUGUGGCCCAAGAUCCGCGUUCCCCUGAAGGUGGUUCGCACGGCGGAGAACAAACUCAGCAACCGCUUCUUCCCCUACGACGAGAUCGAGACCGAGGCGGUGCUGGCCAUCGACGACGACAUCAUCAUGCUGACCUCAGAUGAGCUCCAGUUCGGCUAUGAGGUGUGGCGCGAGUUCCCCGACAGGCUGGUUGGAUAUCCAGGCCGCCUGCACCUCUGGGACCACGAGAUGAACAAGUGGAAGUAUGAAUCAGAGUGGACCAAUGAAGUCUCCAUGGUGCUCACCGGUGCUGCCUUCUAUCACAAGUAUUUCAACUACCUUUACACUUACAAAAUGCCUGGAGACAUCAAGAACUGGGUGGAUGCUCACAUGAAUUGUGAAGAUAUUGCCAUGAAUUUUCUAGUGGCAAAUGUCACUGGCAAAUCAGUCAUCAAGGUGACCCCGCGGAAGAAGUUCAAGUGCCCCGAGUGCACGGCCAUCGAUGGCUUAUCUCUGGACCAGACACACAUGGUGGAGAGGUCUGAAUGCAUCAACAAGUUCGCCUCGGUCUUUGGGACCAUGCCUCUGAAGGUGGUGGAGCACCGUGCCGACCCUGUCCUCUACAAAGAUGACUUCCCAGAGAAGCUGAAGAGCUUUCCCAACAUUGGCAGCUUGUGAAGGCAGCUGUGGGACCAGCCUGAGCCCUUGGCAACGACGGCCAGAAAGCUGCUCUGAGGGCUGAAGAGCCCUGAGGGAUGAAAUGCCCGGAGCGUGGCUGGCAUCCGAGGCAGCUGCCAGGCUCUUGCUGGGCUGCCUUCCCUUCCCAUUGCACAGGGAUGGACUGGG
Messenger RNA from Dryobates pubescens (Downy woodpecker), 2322 nucleotides. RefSeq names its product exostosin glycosyltransferase 2 (gene EXT2). The record is from RefSeq and is a predicted model, not a curated record. The coding region runs from base 1 to 2154 and encodes 717 amino acids. Lineage: Eukaryota; Metazoa; Chordata; Aves; Piciformes; Picidae. Gene Ontology annotation, cellular component: membrane. Gene Ontology annotation, molecular function: glycosyltransferase activity. The transcript has 13 exons.